Molecule: messenger RNA, 1866 nt
Organism: Sabethes cyaneus
Lineage: Eukaryota; Metazoa; Arthropoda; Insecta; Diptera; Culicidae
Product: probable tRNA (uracil-O(2)-)-methyltransferase
Exons: 2
Coding region: 15-1865 (616 amino acids)
Biological process (GO): tRNA methylation
Molecular function (GO): tRNA (uridine) methyltransferase activity
Source: RefSeq, a predicted model, not a curated record
GGAGCUAAUUCAAAAUGUUCGAUAAAAAACUAGUGUCGCGAAAUGUUUUGAACAUUACAAAGCCUCAUUUCUAUCGUGCCGUAAAUAUCUACUUAUUUAAGCCUCAUGUCUUGAAUCGUAAGUUGUUUGGUGCCAACAAUUUCCUGAACUUCACGUUUCGUCAAAUGAGGGAAGACUCAUCAUUGGAUGCUGCAGGUUUACUUGAGAACUUCAAAGUUCAGUUUGAAAAAGAUCAAAAUCAUGAAACUGUUGUUAGUGCAUUGGCUCAAAAAUACAAUUUAGAUGUAGAAAAACUGCCUGAUGGCAUCGAACUACACUCCUCGCUCAAUGAAGAUCAAGGAUAUUUCGUUUUCAAUAGGUUGUUGCCCAGAAAUUUGGAUGCGUUCAGGCCAUUAGAUAUGUUAACAAUCAUCGAUCCUGUCCAACCAUCCGCUUCGUUUAUUUGUUUGCAUGAUAAGGAAAAUAUCUUAGCCCCAAAGUUUGCUUUUUCCAUACAAAUGAACGGCCAGGAGUUGUCUAUCAAAUGUACUGAUUCAGCUUUAGAUACCAAAUCGAUUAUUUGGUUAACAGAUGUUCUUUUUCCACGUCUCUUGAAAUGGAUUGAUACUUUUUCGAAACAGGAGAACCAAGGUUUCUUGAAAGAAGAUAUCAACUCACUUUCAAUGUUGUUCAAUAUUGAAGAAUACAACCAGUUGUAUGGAAAACUCAAAACCAAGUACGGGGUCCAAAUGGUCGAGAAAUGGCCGGAGGGAACCGAUCCUAAAAAGUUCGUAUAUGAAGACGUGGCAAUAGCCUCUUAUCUGUUACUACUAUGGAAGCAGGAACGAGAAAUCAACGGAUCUGAUAGGUUGCAAUCGUUUGUUGAUGUUGGCUGCGGUAAUGGCCUGCUUGUGUAUAUACUCGCUUCCGAAGGACACGAUGGAACCGGAAUCGAUUUAAGGAAACGAAAGAUAUGGGAUCUUUACCCAGAUAAAAUAAAACUGAUAGAAAAGCCUUUGAUACCAGAUGCAGAACUAUUCCCACAUGCUGAUUGGAUUAUUGGAAAUCAUUCGGAUGAAUUAUCUCCUUGGAUUCCAGUCUUGGCAGCCAGAAGCAGCUAUCAGUGUCGGUACUUCCUGCUACCUUGUUGUGCAUUUGAGUUUGACGGCAGUAAAUUUCAACGGCAGAAUUCAAGUGUCAGUCAGUACAAUGAUUUUUUGAAUUAUGUUAAGCACAUCUCAGAGGUAUGCGGUUUUAAAACCGACGUUGAUAGAUUAAAAAUUCCCAGCACAAAGAGAAUAUGUGUUGUAGGUUCAAAGCGCACGUAUACAGCGGGACAGUUCAACAUCUAUUGUGAUAAUAUUCAGAAAUUUAUCUCUAGCAGAGUGAGUUCCGGAGCAAACGUCGAAAAUCAGUCGCUGAUUUUUAAACUACGAGAAUGUACCGAGAAAGUCAGAAAUUGCACCAAAGUUGACCGAAGCGUGGUGGAUGACAUUGUUGCAAUUGUUUUUAACGCACUUAUAGCGAAAAAACGUAUCGCUUCCGAGUUUCCCGAAAAAAACUGGAACGCUGGAGGAACUAUAGCCUUAGGUGAAUUAGUGAAGAUGAUUGACCAAAAUAAACUAAACCACCUGAAAUCCGAAUGUGGUGGGCUUCAAACUUUGCUUAAAAACAAUCACCAAAUAUUUCAAGUUGUAGGUGGCUGCGUUCAACUAAGAAUUCCGACGAAGUGUGGACAGAGUAGUAAAACUACGGAAGAACUGAGGAGGAAAGUGAAACAAAAAAAUGCGAAACACGUGAACUUUAAGGAAAGAGCUUGUUGGCAUUUUAGUAAUCAUCCUGAUGGUUGUCCAUUUGAUGAGUGUGAUUGUAAGUUUAAACAUUGAU